Phoenix dactylifera (date palm) is the source of this 2594-nucleotide messenger RNA. Its product is annotated as putative galacturonosyltransferase 4. Lineage: Eukaryota; Viridiplantae; Streptophyta; Magnoliopsida; Arecales; Arecaceae. Gene Ontology annotation, molecular function: polygalacturonate 4-alpha-galacturonosyltransferase activity. The record is from RefSeq and is a predicted model, not a curated record.
UUUAUCAGUUCUCAUCAUUUAAUCGGUAGGAGCCCAUGUGAUUCUCCCUCUCGGUAGCCGCACUCGCCGCGAGGCCUUGAGAGGAUUCCAGAAGCGGUUCUCCGUCCAGGAUAGCGGUUUUAGGCCCCGGUUUCGACCUCUGUGCCGACUUAAGAUCUCCUUCUUGGGGAGUGGACGGUGGUUUCACGAGGCGGUUUUGGGAGGAAGAGGAGGAGUCUCGGGUCUGGAAGGCGGUUCUCCAGCCGGAAUGAGCGGUUUCUGUUGAGUGGUUUUCCGGCGGGAAGAUGGUGAGACGGAAGCCAGUUUUGGUGUUGCUGUGCUUCACGGUGCUUGCUCCCAUCUUUCUUUACACCGAUCGGCUCUCGUCCUUCCCCAGUUCCAUCUCGAAUGACGAUUUUAUCGAGGACGUCUCUAAUGUGCAGGCUUUUGGGAACGAGGUUGGGAAACUAAACGCUCUACCUCAGGAGUUGACUAAUGCUGUAAAAGAGCCGAUUGGGAUCGUCUAUCCUGAUAAUUCGAUCAAUUCCCAUCAGAUUUCAGUUCAAUCUAGAGAUGUCUCGGCGACAUCAAACGCUCAAGUUCAAUUAUUUACAGAAGUGCCACUACGGAAAUCUGGAGAGCAUAAGAGCAGGGUGUUGUCUGCCACAGAUGAGAGAAACCUUUCAGAAAAAGGGAGCGUGAUUGAGCAAGUAGUCAACAGGAGAAUCGGAAAAGAUGAUUCAGAGAAGUCCAAAGCAGAGGAAGAGAACAAGGAAUUGGGAUCCCAACAGACAGAGGUUCAAAGUACGCCAGAGAAACAGGAAAGUAAGUCUCAAAAGAAAUCUGAAGAAACAACUCAUAAGGUUGAUCCGGAAAAACUUAAGACAGCACCCCAAGAUAGAAACAGUAGUAGCACUGUUAUGCCUGAUGCUAGAGUCCGGCAUCUCAGGGAUCAGUUGAUCAGGGCAAAGGUCUUCCUUGGCCUUGGAGCAACCAGGACCAAUCCUCAGUAUAUCAGGGAGUUACGCUUGCGUAUAAGAGAAGUUCAGCGAACACUUGGGGAUGCAACCAAGGACUCGGACUUACCAAGGAAUGCCAAUGAGAAACUGAAAGUAAUGGAACAAACUUUGGCCAAGGGCAAGCAAAUUCAGGAUGACUGUGCUGCUGUCAUUAAAAAGCUGCGUGCCAUGCUUCACUCGAUGGAGGAACAGUUACGUGUUAAUAAGAAGCAGGCAGUGUUUUUAACCCAACUUGCAGCUAAAACCCUCCCUAAAGGUCUUCAUUGCCUUCCCUUGAGGCUCUCCACUGAAUACUACGCCUUGGAUCCCAGUCAACAGCAAUUUCCAAAUCAAGAAAAGCUCGAAGAUCCUAACCUCCAUCACUAUGCAUUAUUCUCGGAUAACAUAUUGGCAGCUGCAGUUGUUGUGAACUCAACUGUUUCCAAUGCUAAGCACCCUUCAAAUCUUGUUUUCCACGUAGUCACUGACAGGCUCAACUAUGCAGCAAUGAAGAUGUGGUUUUUAUCUAAUCCACCUGGAAAAGCUGCCAUCCAUGUUCAGAACAUUGAAGAAUUUACAUGGCUGAAUGCUAGCUACAGUCCAGUACUGAAACAGCUUGGUUCUCAGUCAAUGAUUGACUAUUACUUUAGGACUCAUCAUGCAAACUCUGACCCAAACUUGAAAUUCCGAAACCCAAAAUACCUUUCAAUCCUGAAUCAUCUGCGGUUUUACCUACCUGAGAUCUUCCCAAAGCUGAAUAAGGUGGUGUUUCUAGAUGAUGAUAUUGUAGUACAGAAGGACCUGAGUGGCCUUUGGACAAUCAAUCUGAAAGGGAAGGUUAAUGGUGCGGUUGAAACUUGUGGAGAAAGCUUCCAUCGUUUUGAUAGAUAUUUGAACUUCUCAAACCCUCUCAUUUCCAAAAAUUUUGACCCUCAUGCCUGUGGCUGGGCCUAUGGAAUGAAUGUGUUUGAUUUGGUCGAGUGGAGGAAGCAAAACAUAACAGAAGUCUACCACUCCUGGCAGCGGCUGAACCAUGACAGGCUGCUAUGGAAGCUGGGAAGUCUGCCGCCUGGUUUGAUAACAUUCUGGAAUCGUACUUUCCCCCUUGACCGAGCAUGGCAUAUUCUUGGCCUGGGUUAUAACCCACACGUUGCUCAGAAGGAAAUUGAAAGAGCAGCAGUGAUACAUUACAAUGGAAACAUGAAGCCUUGGCUAGAGAUAGGCGUGCCCAAGUAUCGCAACUACUGGUCUAAAUAUGUGGACUAUGAUCAAGUAUUUCUACGGGAAUGCAACAUCUCUCCUUAGAGGGGCUAUUGGUGCCUUGAUAUCUUUUUGACCACUGCUAUUACAUAUUUUUUUGAUGUUCCUUGUUCUUUUCUCUGUUCACAUUUCAGUGGACUUGGAUUAACCAGUUCGAUUUUUUAAUGGUUUAUAGCCAUAAGAGUUGCUCUAGCAGUCCUCACAAUCCCAUCUGCAUGACUUAAGUUAUGUUGUACAUGCUUCAGAACUGGAAUCCAGGGGUCUGAGCUCUACAAUGUCGGCUAUUUAUGUUCUUGAUAUCUUGUAAUAUUAUACCUGUAAUUUUUAUAAUGUAGUUUAUUUUCCUCCAGAUCUCAA